Molecule: messenger RNA, 6806 nt
Organism: Agelaius phoeniceus (red-winged blackbird)
Lineage: Eukaryota; Metazoa; Chordata; Aves; Passeriformes; Icteridae
Source: RefSeq, a predicted model, not a curated record
GGCAGAGGUGCCGUGGCUGCGCUGGCUGGGGGCCGGUGGCCAUGGGGCCGCUGCUGGCUCUGGGGCUGCUCGUGUGCGUGCGGCUGUGCGGGGGCUCCGGGGAGCUGCGUCUGGUGGGCGGCGGCGGGCGCUGUGCCGGGCGCGUGGAGGUGAAGCACGACGGUGAGUGGGGCUCCGUGUGCGCCUUCGACUUCGACUGGGAGGCUCGCUGGGCCGUGGUGGUGUGCCGGCAGCUGGGCUGCGGCCGGGUGGCCAGGGCGUCCCUGCACGCCCCGUUCGGGCCGGGCAGCGGGCGGAUCUGGCUGCAACCCUUCUUCUGCCGCGGCACCGAGGAUGCGCUGGAGCAGUGUUCGCACAUGGGAUGGGGACGGCAUUUCUGCGGCCACGAGUGGGAUGUGGGAGUGACCUGCACAGAUGCCGUGGAGCUGAGGCUGGCGGGCGGCGGCAGUCCCUGUGCCGGGAGGGUGGAGGUGAAGCUGCAGGGACACUGGGGCACGGUGGGAGACCACAGCUGGGACAUGGCGGACGCCGAGGUGGUUUGCCAGCAGCUGGGCUGUGGCUCGGCUUCUAUUGCCUACUACACCCACGAGCGCUUUGGCGUCGGGGACGGGCUCGUCAGCCUGGCCCUGGUGAACUGCAGUGGGGCCGAGGCCACGCUCUGGAACUGCGAGAUCCGCGGCUGGGGACCCUAUAACAGCAGCAUCAAUGUCUCGGACGUUGGCGUUGUCUGCCAAGGCUUUUCCCGGCUGGUUGGUGGCGAUGGAGCCUGUGCCGGGCGGCUGGAAGUGCGUCAGGGCCGGGCCUGGGUCGGUGUCUGCGAGGAUGAGGUGGACAUGAAGGCGGCCCAGGUGGUGUGCAGGGAGCUGGGCUGCGGUGAGGUGAUCGCCAUCGCCGGCAGUGGGCGUUUUGGGGCAGUGUCGGGAUCGCUCUGGGACGGGGGCUUCCGGUGCAAUGGCACCGAGCCCCUCCUGAGUGCCUGUGCCCGGCGUCCGGCCCAGAGGCAGGAGUGCAGCGGCCCUGCCAGCGUCAUCUGCUCCUCCUACACGGGCUUCCGGCUGGGCGACGGCAGCUCGGGAUGCGCCGGGCGAGUGGAGGUGGCAGUGAGGGGGACGUGGGGCUCCGUGUGCGCCAGCGAGUGGGACCUGCCCGAUGCGCACGUCCUGUGCCGGCACCUGGGCUGCGGCCGCGCCUUCAGCGUGCCCCCGGGAGGCUCCUUCGGCAGCGGGGAGGGGCCGCUGCUGCCGGACGCCUUCGGCUGCAGCGGGAGCGAGCGGCACCCGGGCCAGUGCCCCGUGGCCGUGCUGGGGAAGCCGCCCUGUGCCCCCGGAAACGCCGCCGCCGUCAACUGCUCAGGCGCUGUUGAGUCCCUGCGGCUUGUGAAAGGUGAGACCCGCUGCGAGGGGUUUCUGGAGUAUAACACAAGCACCGAGGCCUGGCACCGUGUGCCAGGAGAGGUUUCACUCCUACGGAAUUUGAGCAACGUGUGUUGGAAGCUGGACUGUGGGGAACUGGAGAAGAGUCACGGUGUCCCUGGGGAGGUCUAUCUGAUGCAAGACAACAAGAAUUGGGUCAUCUUGGCAAAUGUGAUCAAAGACAUUGUGCAGAUGACCACUGCUCUGACCAAUAGUACCAUAAGUGACGGUUAUUUUGGGACUGAUUAUGCGUUCAUGACCACUGGACCAGCUGACAUCCCUCAUGGGACCUACCUUGCCUGCUCAGGCAGCCUGCAGGUGAGGCUGGUGGGGAGCUCUGGGCGCUGUGCCGGGCGUGUGGAGGUCUAUUCCGGUGGCAGCUGGAGCUGGGUGUGCCAGGAAGGCUGGGGGCUGCAGGCCGCGGCCGUUGUGUGCCGGGAGCUGGGUUGUGGCACGGCUCUGCAGGCCCCGGGCUGGGCGCGCUUGGGUGCCGGCGCGGGGCCGCUGUGGCCGUACAGCCCCGACUGCUCCGGCUCCGAGGAGUCUCUGUGGGAAUGCGGGCGCACGGAACGGCGCGAGUGCGGGCGCGGCGGCGGGGCAGGGGCCGUCUGCUCAGAGCAGCUCUCCGUGCGGCUGGCAGGGGGCCCUGGGCGCUGCCGGGGCUUCCUGGAGAUGUUCCAGAACAGCACCUGGGGCCGCGUGUGCGCCAACGGCACCAGCAACGGCACCGCCGCCGCCGUCUGCCGCCUGCUGGGCUGUGGGGAACUGGGCGAGCUCUCAGCUGUCACGGCCCAGGAGUCGACCGAGGCCUGGCUGGCCUGGGUGGGCUGUGAGGACGGGGCCCGCUCGCUCUGGCAGUGCCCCUCGGCAGCCUGGCACCUACAGAGCUGCAGGCCAGGCGGGGAUGCCUAUGUGGAGUGUGAGGAGGACAGUGAUGGCACCACUGAGGGACAUACGACCCCAUAUCCGGAGGGUGCCAGCAGCACAGGUGUCCCCAGAAGAAGGCCCCCGGCAGUGGCUGUGGGGUCUGUGCCUGUGCCCACUGUGCUGUGCGUGGUGCUGGGGACGCUGCUGUGCCUGUCCCUGGGUGCCCUGGCCCUGCUGCUGUGCCGUGCCCGUGCCCGGCGCCGAGGCCCUGGCAGAGCUGCAGAUGCCAUCUCCAACGCUGUCUACGAGGAGCUGGAUUACAAAGCCAUGCCUGAGUACCAGGAGGUGCCCACUCCGCCAGGUUCCCUGUUGGAGGGAUGGGUGAAGAAGCUGCCGUAUUACACAGGGGACAGCGUGGAGGGGAGUGACACCGAGGCAGCCCCAGAUCCCCCUGCCUGGCGCGAGCAAGGACCCCCGGAUGGCUACGACGAUGUCCUGGCUGUGCCCCAGGAGCCCCCGGCUGCCAGCAGUGUGGACAUCUCUGAGGGAGUGGCAGGGCAGAGGUGGAGCUGUGUGCUCCCCACAGGUGGGAUCUACUCCCCUCCAGGUCCCCCAGAAGCCAGCAGGGAUCCCUCGGAACAGCCCCCGGGACACAUGGACUAUGAUGAUGUCGGCAGCAGCGCCCUGGGGACGAUGGGAGGUCUCCUGAAGGAGGGCAGCGCCUUCGUGCCCCCCGGCAGCAGCCCGCGGUGGCAGGGCAGCCGGGCCAUGGCCCUGGCCUGCGGCACGUCGUGCUCCAGGAGGUUCCCGAUGUUCAGGCCGGGCUGCAGGGCCCGGAGGGCGUCCAGUUCCUUCCUGCAGCAGGGCCUGGCUGAAUCCGUCCGUGCUCAGCCUGGGCGUGGAGGAGGCAGGAGCAGAGGUGUUGGAGCUUGUGGGGAGGGAGGUGCUGAAGGGGCCGCGGUGCCGGUGCGGCCCUGCCUGUCCCGCAGCCUCCGCUGCCCGCCUCGGGCAUGCCGGGCAUGGAAGGGGCCGGGGCAGGGCCCUGACUCACCCCAGGCUCCUCAGCGGGCAGGCGGGAUGCCGGAGCUGCUGGCAGAGCUGCAGGACGCCCUGGGCUCGCAGCUCGUUGUCACUCAGGUCCAGGCAGCCCGGCACGAGAGUCCGGGAGGUGCCCGUCGUUUGUAUAACAAAGAGCCGGAGAAAGCGGGAUCCCGGCCAGGAUGUGGGCUGGAGCCCGUCCUCGCCAUCAGGGUGGCUCUCGGCAGGCUCCAGCAGCAGCGUUGGAGCCGCGGGGGAUGCAGGAGGGGCCCCCGCAGGGCAGGUGCUGUGGGGGGGCUGUCUCCCCCCGGGGACAUCCGGGUGGCAGCCCACUGUGGCGAGGUGUGUGACGGCAGAGGCGCAGGCGAGGCUCAUAUUUGGGCACGGAGCAGGUUAUUGGAGGCCGCGGCCCCGCAGCCGGGAGAUGAGGCGCCUGAUAAAGGCUGCCCCCCCCCCCCCCCCCCCCGGUGCUGGUGCUGCUGGGUGCAUUGGCUCGGGCGCUGGCAGAGGUGCCGUGGCUGCGCUGGCUGGGGGCCGGUGGCCAUGGGGCCGCUGCUGGCUCUGGGGCUGCUCGUGUGCGUGCGGCUGUGCGGGGGCUCCGCGGAGCUGCGUCUGGUGGGCGGCGGCGGGCGCUGUGCCGGGCGCGUGGAGGUGAAGCACGACGGUGAGUGGGGCUCCGUGUGCGCCUUCGACUUCGACUGGGAGGCUCUGGCAGCGCCACUGGCCGUGGUGGUGUGCCGGCAGCUGGGCUGCGGCCGGGUGGCCAGGGUGUCCCUGCACGCCCCGUUCGGGCCGGGCAGCGGGCGGAUCUGGCUGCAGCCCUUCUUCUGCCGCGGCACCGAGGAUGCGCUGGAGCAGUGUUCGCCCUUGGGAUGGGGACGGCAUUUCUGCGGCCACGAGUGGGAUGUGGGGGUGACCUGCACAGAUGCCGUGGAGCUGAGGCUGGCGGGCGGCGGCAGUCCCUGUGCCGGAAGGGUGGAGGUGAAGCUGCGGGGACACUGGGGCACGGUGGGAGACCACAGCUGGGACAUGGCGGACGCCGAGGUGGUUUGCCAGCAGCUGCGCUGUGGCUCGGCUUCCGGUGCCUUCUUCGCCCUUGAUCGCUUUGGUGUAGGCAUUGGGCCCAUCAGCCUGGCUGGGGUGGAAUGCAGUGGGGACGAGGCCACGCUCUGGGACUGCAAGAUCCAUGGCUGGGGGCCCUAUAACAUUACCAUCCAUGAUUCAGACACUGCCGUAGUCUGCCAAGGCUUUUCCCGGCUGGUUGGUGGCGAUGGAGCCUGUGCCGGGCGGCUGGAGGUGCGUCAGGGCCGGGCCUGGGUCGGUGUCUGUGAGGAUGAGGUGGACAUGAAGGCGGCCCAGGUGGUGUGCAGGGAGCUGGGCUGCGGUGAGGUGAUCGCCAUCGCCGGCAGUGGGCGUUUUGGGGCAGUGUCGGGAUCGCUCUGGGACGGGGGCUUCCGGUGCAAUGGCACCGAGCCCCUCCUGAGUGCCUGUGCCCGGCGUCCGGCCCAGAGGCAGGAGUGCAGCGGCCCUGCCAGCGUCAUCUGCUCCUCCUACACGGGCUUCCGGCUGGGCGACGGCAGCUCGGGAUGCGCCGGGCGAGUGGAGGUGGCAGUGAGGGGGACGUGGGGCUCCGUGUGCGCCAGCGAGUGGGACCUGCCCGAUGCGCACGUCCUGUGCCGGCACCUGGGCUGCGGCCGCGCCUUCAGCGUGCCCCCGGGAGGCUCCUUCGGCAGCGGGGAGGGGCCGCUGCUGCCGGACGCCUUCGGCUGCAGCGGGAGCGAGCGGCACCCGGGCCAGUGCCCCGUGGCCGUGCUGGGGAAGCCGCCCUGUGCCCCCGGAAACGCCGCCGCCGUCAACUGCAGUGGCUUUGUCACGUCCCUGAGGCUGGUGGAUGGUCAGAGCUUGUGUGAUGGGCGCCUGGAGGAGACCAUAACCAGCCCAGCCUGGCGCCGUGUGCCUCUGGAGCAGUGGAACCAAUGGGAUGCGUACAUGGUAUGUGCGGUGCUGGGCUGCGGCCUUCCCAAGGACGUUUACGCUGCCUUGGGUACGGCUCCGGCAUUGAGCAGCAGCCCCAGUGAGGAGGACAUCAUGAGUGAAGAGAUGGGCAGCAGUUUGGGCAUGGGCUCUGCACUGAGCAGCAGCCCUGAGGAGAUGGAUGACCAGCUGGAGGAGAUGGGCAAUGUGUCAGGGAUGGGCCCUGCAGCAAACAGCAGCCUUGAGGAGAUGGUCAUUGUCUGCUCAGGCAGCCUGCGGGUGAGGCUGGUGGGGAGCUCUGGGCGCUGUGCCGGGCGUGUGGAGGUCUAUUCCGGUGGCAGCUGGAGCUGGGUGUGCCAGGAAGGCUGGGGGCUGCAGGCCGCGGCCGUUGUGUGCCGGGAGCUGGGCUGUGGCACGGCUCUGCAGGCCCCGGGCUGGGCGCGCUUGGGUGCCGGCGCGGGGCCGCUGUGGCCGUACAGCCCCGACUGCUCCGGCUCCGAGGAGUCUCUGUGGGAAUGCGGGCGCACGGAACGGCGCGAGUGCGGGCGUGGCGGCGGGGCAGGGGCUGUCUGCUCAGAGCAGCUCUCCGUGCGGCUGGCAGGGGGCCCUGGGCGCUGCCGGGGCUUCCUGGAGAUCUCCUACAACGGCACCUGGGGCCGCGUGUGCGCCAACGGCACCAGCCCCAGCACUGCCAGCACCGUCUGCCGCCAGCUGGGCUGUGGGCAGCGGGGCUGGCUCACAGCUGUCACCGCCCAGGAGCCGACCGAGGCCUGGCUGGCCUGGGUGGGCUGUGAGGACGGGGCCCGCUCACUCUGGCAGUGCCCCUCGGCAGCCUGGCACCUACAGAGCUGCAGGCCAGGCGGGGACACCCAUGUGGAGUGUGAGGAGGACAGUGAUGGCACCACUGAGGGACACACAACCCCAUAUCCGGAGGGUGUCCCCAGAAGAAGGCCCCCGGCAGUGGCUGUGGGGUCUGUGCCUGUGCCCACUGUGCUGUGCGUGGUGCUGGGGACGCUGCUGUGCCUGUCCCUGGGUGCCCUGGCCCUGCUGCUGUGCCGUGCCCGUGCCCGGCGCCGAGGCCCUGGCAGAGCUGCAGAUGCCAUCUCCAACGCUGUCUACGAGGAGCUGGAUUACAAAGCCAUUCCCGAGUACCAGGAGGUGCCCACUCCGCCAGGUUCCCUGUUGGAGGGAUGGGGGAAGAAGCUGCCGUAUUACACAGGGGACAGCGUGGAGGGGAGUGACACCGAGGCAGCCCCAGAUCCCCCUGCCUGGCCCGAGCAAGGACCCCUGGAUGGCUACGAUGAUGUCCUGGAUGUGCCCCAGGAGCCCCCCGCUGCCAGCAGUGGGGACAUCUCCAAGGGAGUGGCAAGGCAGGGGUGGAGCUGUGUGCUCCCCACAGAUGGGAUCUACUCCCCUCCAGGUCCCACAGGAGCCAGCAGGGAGCCCUCGGAACAGCCCCCUGGACACAUGGACUAUGAUGAUGUCGGCAGCAUCGCCCUGGGGACGUUGCCAUGA